CUUGUAGUACAUGAGUAUAUAAGUAUAUGACCUAAAACUGUACGUCGCAGUGUGUGUUGGAGAAUCACAACAAGCCCUCUCAAAGUUGAUCGUGUCCUCCAAACCGUCCAACAGGUGUCAUCUUUUCAUUCAGUGUAGAGCCAUGUCCUCGAGGAGCCCUGAACGUCCUAGUCCCGCUGCUCCGUGCCAGCCCUCUUCCUCCUCAGCUGAAAGCAGUAGCUACAUGGUGCCCGAUCCGUGGGACUCUGGGCUCCUCUUCCCAGUGACACGGUCUACCCUGCUGGCUCGACAUCUCCUGCGUUUACGCGGCUGCAGCAGCCACGGGCCCGUUACGCGCCGCAAAAGAGAGAUGAUCCCCUCCGACAAGAAAGAUGCCACCUACUGGGAUAAGCGAAACAAGAACAACGAGGCUGCCAGGCGGUCCAGGGAGAAAAGAAGGAUGAACGACCUGAUGAUGGAGAGUCAGCUGCUGGCUAUGGCCGACGAGAACGCACAGCUGCGGGCUCAGGUGCUCAGCCUGCAGUAUCACAGUCGUCUGACUGCAGAAAAGAGCAAAGCCGCCUUUGCUGAAACGUUUGCUUUGCCUUCGUCAGCUAAACCGAAGAGCCGGUUUGAGCCACCUGGCCUCUUCCAGGCAGGACUCUGGUGCGACAGCAAGAGCAGCCCAGCUUCUGUCCUCAGCAUGAGAGAACAAGAAAAAGCGAUCCACCCACCUGAGGCGAAGAUCCCCUGUUUUAGCUCGACUCGAGGUUUUGGUGGUUUUGAUGGUUCUUACAGCUGUGGCACACAGCAAGGCCUCUCCCCCCUCUCCGGGCCCCGUGCCGGCUCUCAUCGAACAGUCCUUGAGGGCGGGAGGUCAGCGGAGGCAGAGAUGGAUGCUCAGCGACAGGUCUCCUCCAGCGAUGACAUCCCCAACUCCCUCGCCUCUCCCAUCCGUGCGUUGCUGUCCACUGCAGACACACUCCACAAGGCCUCGGUCCUCUCAUACCCUGCUCCAGGUUGGGUGGUGCCCCACGCGGAUCACCCGGCAGUGUGUAAUAAUUUUAUACUGCCUUGGCGGUCUGCCUACCUGCCCCCACCGGCCAUCUGCCCAGGCCUGCCUCUCUACAUACAGGAGACACAAGACCAGGGUCUCGGUGUGGAGGCAGACGCUCACCGGGGGUUCAAGGGGAGGUUGAGCAGCGCAAUUCCACCGGCAGGGCUGUCUCAGCUGGGGAUGCACCUUCGUCCUGAUGGACACUAACGGGACAGUUUGACUGUCAUGGCGUGAAUUACAAGGGAAUGAUAAAAACAACUCUUACUGUGCACUAUUGACGUUGCAUUGAUGUCUUGUAAAAUAAAAAAAAUUCAGAAUUAGCUGUGGAUGUUUUAAAUCGCCAGGGAAUACUAAAGAGGCGUUGUGAUUUGGAUAACAAGUCCGACCGCAGCGUACAGGGCUUUCAGUUUAUUUUGUCAUAAUGAAACACAUAUUUUUGUAUAUAAUAUGCAUGUGUGUAUGGAGUAUCCGUCGAUAAAUUUUCCAAAAUUGCAUUUCAACGCAGCUCAUACAAUGAAUUUAGUAUCCUGGCUUUCUGUGGGCUCUUUCUGUUCAUCACAGUGAAAACUGUUGUUACAUCGCACAAACAGACCAGCACUGUGGGAAAAGCUCUAAAUCUCUUUAACAAUUACGCAGUCUAUUUCAAUCGUUUAUUAAUCGCCGUUUUGUUCUUCACUAUUAAGCAGUGAUUGAUGAAGUAUCAGAAGAUAAACAAGUCAUUCCAAGUAUUAUUUUUCGGCUAUGAUUAGAGAUAUAAAUGAGGCUAAAUACUGAACUGAUUGGAUUGAAAGAUGGGUUGAGAUUUUUGCCGUUUUUCUGCGGUGAAAAACAUCGGCAAAAUGAGCCGGUGGCAGUGGGUGCUUGUUGACUUGGUAUUUCCCUUUAUCCCCACUGCGUGAUUUCCCAGCAGACUUUGAAUGGAAAGCCAAACGUUAAACCAUUCAUUUGUAGACCUGCAGCUUUGUAUGAGACAGGAACCUCCACUGUACAGGGUCAGGCCUCUCUUUUUGCUUCAUUUUUGUUUAAGUCAGGACAUGUCAAUGCUAAAUG
Molecule: messenger RNA, 2086 nt
Organism: Scatophagus argus
Lineage: Eukaryota; Metazoa; Chordata; Actinopteri; Scatophagidae
Exons: 2
Coding region: 143-1243 (366 amino acids)
Biological process (GO): circadian rhythm; regulation of DNA-templated transcription
Cellular component (GO): nucleus
Molecular function (GO): DNA binding; DNA-binding transcription factor activity
Source: RefSeq, a predicted model, not a curated record